GCAAUAUAAAUAUAAAUAAUACAAUUAACAUAAUUACACAAAAUGCUGCAGUUUCCGCGGCAAAAAAUAAAAUUUUCAGUGGCUAAUUUAAGCAGCGGCACAGAGGGCAAUGAGGCCGACAGUUCGUGCGAGUCGCUACAGAAAUUGCUUUCGCGCACCUCACUGCUGAUACUCGACCAUAAACAUUUUGUAGCCGCACGCACCAUUCAGUCGAUAUGGCGAGCCCGACGCCUGCGCGAACAGCUCCGUCGCGAAAAAAACUCUGCCCGCACAAUACAAAGAUGGUGGCGAGGCUUUCACCAACGCAAACGUUUAUUUUCCAUCAUCGAGGAGAAGGUGCAGCAAAGCACUAUCGCCCACUACAAUAAGGAGGCAACCAAGAUACAGGCAUAUUUUCGUGGCUGGUUCACACGACAAACAGUCCACGACAUGCACAGUCUGCUACGCAUGCAAAACAAUGCAGCCGAGGAGCUGCUCAAUUGUGUGGCCUACAGGCUGCAUCAUCUGCUGCGCACCUAUUCGGUACCUGGCAUCUACUCGUUGCGUGAUUCACACUGUCUAUCGAAGGUGGAAAAGCUGUUGGACAGCAUUACGUACCGUUUUCUCAAUGAUAGCGUUAUCCAUCGUCAUGUGUUUAAGUCGGAUGUAACAAAACGUCAUAACUAUCAGUUUAAUCAAAACAGCCUAUAUACGAACGUGCCUUUUUCGGGACCCAAUUAUAAUGCCGCUUGCAAAACGCAUCUCGAGGACAGUUUGUUUCCCUCCAAAAAGAUGGAAGCGUGUAUGUACAAGGUCAUUAGGGAAUAUGAAAAAUCGUUGGCCGACCCCAAAGUGGCUGAGACACACAAGAUAAUAUUUAAUCGUCGGGCCCAGGAGCAAACGAAAAUGAUCUGGCAGAAUAUAGGCAAGGUGCGAGGCAAUUUUUGCGGCGAUGUCAUCGACAGCAUGCGUAAAUGGAAUAUUUGGGAUGAUGAGAACCUAAAUAUAAACCGCAACAUCUAUCUCGAUCCCAACGAUCUCAAAAAUUUUCUUGACGAUGCCGAACGCCUUCUAAACAAGUAUACAGUGUCAUGUUAUUGCCGUCAAGAAGAUCUGCCAAAAAUAGAAGAUCAAGGGCGAUAGAUCACUCGUGUUUGGGCAUCUGUGUCGUAUCGCGAACCUGCACGAAUCGACGCAACUUUUUUCACGUGGAAAGAGUGCAGUUGGCUCAUGCGUGCUCGUUGAUACGACUCAAACGAACUGACACGAUGGCAUUGAACAAGUUUCAGAUUCAAAAUGUAGUGUCUAAAAGGUAGUAUAGA
Messenger RNA from Drosophila hydei, 1301 nucleotides. RefSeq lists its product as uncharacterized. The coding region runs from base 43 to 1122 and encodes 359 amino acids. The record is from RefSeq and is a predicted model, not a curated record. Lineage: Eukaryota; Metazoa; Arthropoda; Insecta; Diptera; Drosophilidae. Gene Ontology annotation, biological process: spindle organization; mitotic cell cycle; establishment of meiotic spindle localization. Gene Ontology annotation, cellular component: spindle pole. Gene Ontology annotation, molecular function: protein binding. The transcript has 5 exons.